This is a messenger RNA of Oncorhynchus mykiss (rainbow trout), 1584 nucleotides long. Its product is annotated as zona pellucida sperm-binding protein 4. Gene Ontology annotation, cellular component: egg coat. Gene Ontology annotation, biological process: binding of sperm to zona pellucida; prevention of polyspermy. The record is from RefSeq and is a predicted model, not a curated record. NCBI's taxonomy places the organism in Eukaryota, Metazoa, Chordata, Actinopteri, Salmoniformes, Salmonidae. Gene Ontology annotation, molecular function: structural constituent of egg coat; acrosin binding.
CCAAACCAACACACUCAAUCAGGGGUAUAUUCAAUACUCCGAUUCCUUUGCAGAACUUUCCUUAAACGGAAGCAAACGGAAUAAAACGAGGCGGACCUGCCUGAAUUUGUCCAAUAGAAACUCUUGUUUUGCUCUGUUUGUUGUCCGUUUGGUUCUUAAAUGGUAAACGGUUUCCGUAAUGAAUACAUCUCAGGCAUAAAAGCCUCAGCAAGCUACAGAAGUACAGUGGAGUCAGUCCAAUAUUGUACAACAAUGGCAGGGUGGGUUGAAGUUGCAAUAGUGGUCGUGUGCUGCGCCAAUGUACUUGGUGCACUAAUGUGGGAAGUGGGUCCACAGCAUCUGACUAGACCUGUAACUUAUGCUGUGCAGCCUCAGCAGGUCAUCCGGAGCCCAGUGGCUUCCACUCCUAUAGAGAAAUGCCAAGUAAAGGAGGAAGAGAGGAUUACUUGUGGAACCCCUGCGAUUACCAUUGCUCAAUGUGACGCGAUCAACUGCUGCUUUGAUGGGUGGCGGUGCUACUAUGGGAAAGCAGUGACUGUUCAGUGUAGCAGAGAUGGUCAGUUUGUGGUGGUGGUGGCCAGGGAUUCCACUCGGCCCAACCUGGACCUUGAUUCCAUUAGUCUGCUUGGUGGGCAGGAUGCCCCCUGUAAGCCUGUUGGCACCACUACAGUCUUUGCUGUAUACCAGUUCCCUGUCACUGCAUGUGGCACCACUCUGAUGGAGGACAGUGGCUAUGUGGUCUAUGAGAACAGCAUGACGUCUUCCUAUGAAGUGGGGAUUGGACCUCGUGGCUCAAUCACCAGAGACAGCCAUUUUGAGCUGCAGUUCCAGUGUAAGUACAUUGGCACGGCAGUGGAGAUACUGACUGUUGAGGUGAACACUGUUGCUCCACCUGCUCCGGUUGCUGCUCCUGGACCCAUCAGCGUGACGCUGCGACUGGCCAGAGGACAAUGUUACAACGAGGGAUGUGUGGAAGAUGUGGAAGCCUACACCUCCUACUACAGCGAGGCAGACUACCCAGUUGUCAAGGUCCUAAAGGAGCCGGUUUAUGUUGAGGUUUACAUCGAGAGGAGGACUGACUCUAACCUGGUCCUGAAUUUGGAGCACUGCUGGGCCACCUCCUCCCCCAGUCCUCUAAGCCUGCCCAAGUGGGACCUCCUGGUUGAUGGGUGUCCAUCUCAGGAUGACCGCUACCUGACCUCUGUGAUCCCUGUGUCUGGCGUCAUGUUCCUCACCCACUACAAACGCUUUGUGGUCAAGAUGUUCACUUUUGUGGAUGUGCACACCUUAGCCCCUCUGAAGGACAGGGUAUUCAUUCACUGUAGUACAGAGGUGUGCUACGCUACUGGAAACCACUCCUGUCAACAGAGCUGCAACAGGCAAAGGAGAGAUGUGUCUUUGGAUGGAGAGACUUCUGUGGUGUCCAGUGGAGAGCUGAUUCUGACCAGAACCACCUGCCAGGCCUGAAAUACUUCUGAUCCACCUCUGCUUGGGAUGAGGGCCUGACUACGACCUAGUAGCAGAUACAAGAUGCCUAUUCACUUUUUAUCCACUAGCUUGCUAAAUAAAAUGAUUGAUUUUCAA